CACCCAUUCAAAACACAGACAAGUCUAGGCAUACACACCGACUGAGGACUGCUGGACAGGGCGAUGUAAGCCCGCUUUUACUCCCGCGACCCAGACCGCCUCUGGCUCCGGACGAGCUGACGAUCCUCGGAUGGUUGAAGACCGGAGGCAGCGCACCGUCACCCAGCCGCGACUGUUCAAACCGCGCAGUGCGGCGCGUUGUUGCUUUAUUUUAUUCUUUGUUUUUCCUUUAGUGCUGUACUUGAUCCUCAAACAGGCAUCAUCGGGCUACCUGUCAGAGCAAUCUGUCACACGGGGUUAUCGCUGCGGAUCUGCGGGCGGCUGACGAUGACUCUGGAGGAUGAUCUGACAACAGCCGCGGCGACCGGGAACACCGCAGAUGUGGAGAAUCUGCUGCGGGCCGGAGCCGAAGUUAACGGGCCGAACUGUUUUGGACGAACCGCUCUCCAGGUGAUGAUGAUGGGCAGCACGUCGGUGGCGAAGGUGUUGCUGAACCACGGAGCGGAUCCCAACGUGGCGGACAGCAGCACCGGGACCACCCCGCUGCACGACGCGGCCAGGACGGGCUACCUGGACACGGUGCGGCUGCUGGUGGAGUACCAGGCGGACCCGCAGGCCAGGGACAAUGCGAACUGUCGGCCCGUGGAUCUGGCCGGUGAACACGGCCACGCAGACGUGGUCGCUUUCCUGGAGUCCGUGUGAGAUCGUUUCCUGCUGCUGGUCUCGAACUCUGAGCUCUGAGGGGGGGGACAAAACGGGGCCUGGUGAGGCCUGCAGCCUCAUUUAUGCACAUUUGACUGUUUUUUGCUGUAAAGAAAUGUUUGUAUUUAUUUGUCUUCUAUGCUGAAUAGGCAUCAUUAUUUUUAUUUCUAACGAAAUCAGGGUUAUCUAGGAUGUGAGAGGUUCAGACAAAAACAGCCUCGAUGAUGAUCUGAAGAGAGGCUGUCGGAUCAUUUAGUCCUGCUUCGACAGCGACUUUAGUACAAUUUAUUGUUAUUACAUCUUCCGUUGUACCACUGAAAUAUUCAGAUAAGCCUGUGAGGAAUCUCACUUAUAAAGUGUAAAGUUAUACUGUCGUGUUUCUACAAUAUUGUAGGCUAUUUUUAAAAUAGGAUCAUUGCGAUCGUCAUCAUAAACCUAUGAGUUUUUUUUUUUUAAAUAUCUUUCAAUAUCAAGUAUUUCACCAAAUAACAUAAAAGCCAUUCAAAAAUAUUUUUGCACAUUUUACGCACUAUUCUUUAAGCAUUAUUCUGCGGAGUCCGAUGUCCUGUUUGUACAACGUGAGACUCGGAGCUCGGACAUGAUGCGAUUUAUUUAAGAUGUUGAGAUUUAUUUUUAAAGUGUUUUAAGGUUAGACGCAGCGAUUAUACUCCCAUGCUUCCGAUAUUAUGUGAUGGAUGAUUGCUGAUCGGUACCAGAGAAUAAAAGAAAUAAAAUGCGUCAGAAACAGGAAAACGAGCGAUGGUCGUUUGAGUUUGUUUCAGUUGAGAGUUUGAACGUCUGAACGAGAGAAAUCAGCCCCGGGCGACGAUUUAAAAAAAACUCGCCGUUUGCUGACUUCUCUUCGGGGUUUGCUUUUGUUAUUAAAUGUAUUUGUGUUAUUGACAGAGACAGAGACAAGGGUAUUUCCUCAACUCUGCACGGUAAACAGGCUGCAGGCUACUUCAGUUAAACACGCAAAUAAGAUCGAUGCAGAUGUGAGAAUUUAUUUAUUCUCUGUGAAAUGUUCGAGGCGACGUGUCAGUUCAGAUGAGAAUGAAACAUGCGUGUACAGAGUUUGAAUAUUAUAAUCUACAUGGUUUAGCUGACAGGAGCUUUUUUUUUUUUUUUUUAGUAGAAUAACAGUAUGAAACUGAAUCCUCCAGGUACAAAAGAGUUAAUACCGCACAGCUGCGAAGAGAACCAAAAAUAAUAUACAAACAUGAUUCAUAACACAGGAUGCGCAUCUAGUUGAACAUUUGCAUUCAGUUUGAACCAUGCCGUUUGUUGUUUUGUUUUGUUUUUUUCUUAUGGCUUAAUGAAACCAAAAUAAGAUUUUAAGCGAGCAGAAAAGUUCGCAAAACCACAAGCGGCGUAACUGACACUCCGGUCUCCUUUUAGAAGGAGUUUUUACAGGCCGUCUUUAUCUCAACAAUAAUGAUGUGGAGGUCAUGAUCAAUUAAAGCACUGACAAAACUUAUCUCCCUAAAGACAUUCAUGCUUCAAGACCAGAAAUUCUAAUCUUGAGCUCUCAUGUCAGAGGGACAUAAUUGCACCAUUACUGUAAACCACUUUUUUUCCCUUUUUAAUUCCUAUUAUUCAUUGCACAUUAGUUUCUGUGCUAAAAAGGUUAAUCAAAAACAAAAAACAAAAAA
Molecule: messenger RNA, 2354 nt
Organism: Acanthopagrus latus (yellowfin seabream)
Lineage: Eukaryota; Metazoa; Chordata; Actinopteri; Spariformes; Sparidae
Gene: cdkn2
Product: cyclin-dependent kinase inhibitor 2A/B (p15, inhibits CDK4)
Exons: 2
Coding region: 328-702 (124 amino acids)
Biological process (GO): regulation of cyclin-dependent protein serine/threonine kinase activity; negative regulation of cell population proliferation
Cellular component (GO): nucleus
Molecular function (GO): protein kinase binding; cyclin-dependent protein serine/threonine kinase inhibitor activity
Source: RefSeq, a predicted model, not a curated record